Molecule: messenger RNA, 1575 nt
Organism: Chara braunii
Lineage: Eukaryota; Viridiplantae; Streptophyta; Charophyceae; Charales; Characeae
Source: the annotation of a GenBank genome assembly
GCAUGCGAUGUCCUCCACUGGUCAAACAUUGCGCUGCACACUGCAUUGGUUGGAACUGGAAAGGAGUCUUGUCAGAGAUUUCCAGUCUUGUCAGUGUUACUGGGACAAAGGCGGCGUGUGCGGGAAAGCUGUCAGGUGCCUACCGGUAGUGAUGUCAAAGAGGAUGACUCAGACACCCGUCAUGACUAUCAAGUUAUACACCCUGCGCGGCCCUUGGCGAGAAUGUGACUGUGCACAGUCCACAGGGUUUCCAAUGCACCCUCCGAUAUGUUCCCAUUGGUGGUGUGUCGAAUUGCACUACAUCAACCCCAGGUUCAGGGUCUCCUGGGGCAUGGGGCAUGGGGCAUGUGGCCUUUUCUCUCGCAAACUCUCUUGUGGAAUUUGUUAUGUGUUGGAAUUGGAAAGCUGCAAGUAUUCUUUCGAUUAUUAAAGUUUAAUUAUCGGCCGCAAGGGAUGCUCAAGAAUCACCGGGAAAGAAUUUUAAAAAAGGGGCAGAAGAGGGUCAAAAUUCACCUCUGGCCAAACAUGACUUUCUGGCAAAACAUUUUGAUCAGCAAGGGCAGUGCCCGACGACUAUUUUACUCGCCCUGGACUGUCUAAAAGGUCCACGCCAUUUGCGUUAUGGUCAUCCUCACUUAUCUUACUCUUACAUCUUGCAGGGCUAUUCGAGGAGAUCCUGAAGGCAAAUCCACCUACCAGAAGAAAGGCGAAUCCUCCAACCAGGAAGACAAGCGUUCCGCUUCACGCAAGCACUACGAUGAAGACAGCAAGGGCUGCGAUUACAACAGGGAAUCCAAGAAAUUCCGCGUCGACUCCAACUCCGCAAAAUCAGAAUCCAUCACCAAGGAUGACUUCACCACCCUGUCUUAGCAUUUGCUCGUCCAUUACCAUACCAUCCGUGUCAGCAACCCUCCGAAAUUUCUCCUCACCACCGUCCAGACCUCCGCAAAGCGAUCUUCACUCUUCAGGAACCCGCCUUUUGGCUCCGCCCUCCAGAAGACUUAUUUGCAGCCUCCACUUCAUCCUCUUUCUCCAACUGGAAUCUUCUUCUCUCUUCCGCCUCCCGAAGCUUUUCUCACUUUGUUCUUCAAUGGAUCAAGCAUGGAGUCAAACUCAACUUUGUAGGCACUACUCACUCCCCCACCCCCAAGAAGAUGGAGGUCCGACGCAUGCUAAAGGAUGUUUGCUCUGCUUCUCAAUUCAAGCAUGUUCUUAAGCUUAAAUUUUCACCCCCAACAACCAUCCCUAAUCACAACCUCCUUCCUCAUCACCUCCUCCGUCGCUCAACUUCUUGCUUCUCAUGUCAUAGAGUUUCCCCCCUCCCCAAUCGUCAUCAACCCAGUGUUCGUUAUUGGGAGGUCUUCUAAAACAAUAUUCAUUCUGAACGUCAGAUUUGUUAACCUCUUCCUCUCCUUUCCUCACUUCCACUAUGAAUCCUUCGACGAUUUGUUAAUUGUCCUUUCUGGUCAUUCUACUCAGGAUUUUCUUACUUGCUUCAACAUAAAGAAUGGUUGUUAUUCACCCUGAGCACCGUCCUUUCUUUGCUUUUAAUUGGAAUGAAGCCCCUAAUCGUCA